AUGAGGCAGAAACUCGCCCCACGUACGGUUCGGAGGCCGAGCCCCACCCCAGCUGUAAUGGUGCGGCUUAGGUCAACUAACACAAAGAGGAUACAGUUCACUCAACGAUUGCCUUUGGGUUCCGAACUCCAUAUGGGGAAGGAGCGUUGUUGUUUCCGAGGUCUCGAUCAUUUACAUGGACCCACUUCUCAUUCCAUUUGUGGGAAUUUUAUGAUCUAUAAACCGUCCCUAACGAACGAUCGCCUCAUGUUUGAGCAUGGUGAAUCACUUCGUGCCGACCUGUUGCCAAUAAACUUUUCGGCCUCAUAUGAGAAUGGAAAACUUGAGCAUUUUCUGCAUCGGUGGAUGAAGAAUCGCGAACAUAAGAAUUUAUGGUUGACCAUGUUCCCAGAAAAAAGAUACUUUAGAGAAACAACGAGCACGACUGAAGUGGCUAUACAUACAAAUCCAUUUACGGAUAGAUAUGCUUCGAUUGGAACUGGAAGUUCCAGAACAGGCGGCUGGUAUACCACCAUAAUGAAACUGCCUUUUCUUUUUUUUAUUCGGAUAGGAUUUUGGUUGGCUUCGUCGGGAGGCUCGCGUAGUUUGUUACGUCAGCUCCAAAAGGAUAAGUUGCGUUGGAAUCGAUAA
Molecule: messenger RNA, 630 nt
Organism: Arachis stenosperma
Lineage: Eukaryota; Viridiplantae; Streptophyta; Magnoliopsida; Fabales; Fabaceae
Product: cytochrome c biogenesis CcmF C-terminal-like mitochondrial protein
Exons: 1
Coding region: 1-630 (209 amino acids)
Biological process (GO): cytochrome complex assembly
Source: RefSeq, a predicted model, not a curated record